GAUACGUUGGAUACAGACACCGGAAGUAGGACAUUGCGUCACUGUAGUGGGGAAUUCAAACUUCGACAACAGGACAUCACUGAGCGAGAGGGCUGUAUAUUACAAAUACUAACUGGAAGGUUGUGUUUUCGGUGAGAUGGACAGCGCGGCGGAACUCCUCAAGUACUAUGAAGUCUACGAGACCAUCGGCUCGGGAGGCUUUGCUAAGGUCAAGCUGGGUCGCCACAUCCUGACGGGAGAGAAAGUGGCCAUUAAAAUCAUGGAGAAGAAGGAACUGGGGGAGGACCUUCCUCGUGUGAAGGUGGAGAUAGAGGCCAUGAAGAGUCUGAGCCAUCAGCAUGUCUGUAGACUGUACCAUGUUAUCGAGACUAAUACCAAGAUAUACAUGAUCCUGGAGUAUUGUCCGGGAGGAGAGUUGUUUGACUACAUCAUCGCUAAGGACCGUCUGUCUGAAGAGGAGACCAGAGUGUUCUUCAGACAGAUCGUCUCAGCUCUGGCCUACGUCCACAGCCAGGGGUACGCCCACAGAGACCUCAAACCGGAGAACCUGUUGAUAGAUGAAGACCACAACCUGAAACUGAUCGACUUUGGUCUCUGUGCCAAACCAAAGGGGGGUCUGGGAUAUGAGCUGAUGACCUGUUGUGGAAGUCCAGCCUACGCUGCUCCUGAACUCAUCCAGGGUAAAGCCUACAUCGGCUCGGAGGCUGAUGUGUGGAGUAUGGGGGUGCUGCUGUUUGCUCUGCUCUGUGGAUAUCUGCCCUUUGAUGACGACAACUGUAUGGUCCUCUACAGGAAAAUCACCAGAGGCAGUUACAACAACCCUCAUUGGCUGUCUCCUGGGAGCAUCCUGCUACUCAACCAGAUGAUGCAGGUGGAUCCUAAGCAUCGUGUGACCAUCAGACAACUCCUAGACCAUCCCUGGACAAUGUCUGGCUAUGGCACCCCUGUAGAGUGGCACAGCAAGCAACCUUUGGGUUAUAUAGAUGAGGACUGCAUCACUGAGAUGUCCGUCAGCCUGAAGAUCUCCAGACAGAGCACCCUACAGCUGGUCAAUGAGUGGAAGUACGACCAGACCACUGCCACCUACCUGUUGCUGCUUUCUAAGAAACAGAGAGGGAAACCUGUCCGAUCAGGCCUCAACUUCCUGUCUGUGAUGUCAUGUCCUGUUCCACCUCAACGCCUGGGAGUACAGACUCUACUCUUCAACGAUGAUGAUGAUGAUGCUGAGGACCGUUGCUAUGACGACGACCUGCCCUGGGUUCCGCUCACACCCCAGCAAGAGAGAGCGACCUGUCCGUCAGCUGAAAAGAGGCGGGAUCAUAGUAACACGCCCCCACUCCUGAGAGGGAGCCAAUCGCACACCACCACCGUCACCAGGAGAGGCGGGACCGAUCCCGGGAACGGACCAAUGAAAACAAAGAGAACGUUGCCGUGGCCAAUAAGGAUGCUGAUAUAUUUGCUUUGCCCGCCCCCCCGAUCCCCAGUAGCCAAUAGGAAGGCAACUCGGCCCAAUAAGAGGGUCUUGACGACACCAACCCGUAAUAACACCAACAAGGUUGGCAACAAGGUAGACACACCCCAAGGAGGAGGCAGUACUUGUAAGGACCCGUCGAGGAAGAGACCGAGGGAGAGAAUGGAAGGGAAGGAGGAAGAAGAGAUGGAGAUACUGGCCUUCAGCCCAGAGAGAAGGUCCCGGUCGUUAGACCUGGCGGGGGCGUCUCGGGGGGACAGCAGCCAGAAGAGAAGGGGGGGGAAGGUUUUCGGCAGUCUGGAGAGAGGGCUGGAUAAAGUCAUCACCUUGCUCACACCCAGCAAGAGACGAGGGCUGCGGGACAGACCACGCAGGAUCAAGGCCCAGUAUAAUGUAACGUUGACCAGUCAGACCAACCCAGACCAGGUGUUGAACCAGAUCCUCUCCAUUCUACCGGAGAAACACGUCGACUUCGCACAGAAAGGCUAUACUCUGAAGUGUCGCACCCAGGGGGACUUUGGGAAGGUGAACAUGGCGUUUGAGCUGGAGGUGUGUCUGCUGCACAGACCUGAGGUGGUGUGUGUGAGGAGACAGAGGCUGAAGGGAGACUCCUGGGUUUACAAACACCUGGUGGAGGACAUUCUCUCGACGUCCAGCAUCUAGAUGUCACUACUUCCUGUCGAUGAUGUCACAUCCUGUCCAUGUUCCAGAACCAAAAGCCGGUGUCUUAACUAAUUCCAUGUAGGGCAGAGUGUCUGCAGGUUCACUCCUCCCUUGUACUUAGUUAGGACCUCCCCUCACCUGGUUGUCUGGGACCUCACCUGGUUGUCUGGGACCUCACCUGGUUGUCUGGGACCUCACCUGGUUGUCUGGGACCUCACCUGGUUGUCUGGGACCUCACCUGGUUGUCUAGGACCUCACCUGGUUGUCUAGGACCUCACCUGGUUGUCUAGGACCUCACCCUCACCUGGUUGUCUAGGACCUCCCCCUCACCUGGUUGUCUAGGACCUCCCCCUCACCUGGUUGUCUAGGACCUCCCCCUCACCUGGUUGGCUAGGACCUCCCCCUCACCUGGUUGUCUAGGACCUCCCCCUCACCUGGUUGUCUAGGACCUCCCCCUCACCUGGUUGUCUAGGACCUCCCCCUCACCUGGUUGUCUAGGACCUCCCCCUCACCUGGUUGUCUAGGACCUCCCCCUCACCUGGUUGUCUAGGACCUCCCCCUCACCUGGUUGUCUAGGACCUCCCCCUCACCUGGUUGUCUAGGACCUCCCCCUCACCUGGUUGUCUAGGACCUCCUCCUCACCUGGUUGUCUAGGACCUCCCCCUCACCUGGUUGUCUAGGACCUCCCCCUCACCUGGUUGUCUAGGACCUCCCCCUCACCUGGUUGUCUAGGACCUCCCCCUCACCUGGUUGUCUAGGACCUCCCCCUCACCUGGUUGUCUAGGACCUCCCCCUCACCUGGUUGUCUAGUACCUCACCCGGUUGUCUAGGACCUCACCCGGUUGUCUAGGACCUCCCCCUCACCUGGUUGUCUAGGACCUCCCCCUCACCUGGUUGUCUAGGACCUCCCCCUCACCUGGUUGUCUAGGACCUCCCCCUCACCUGGUUGUCUAGUACCUCACCCGGUUGUCUAGGACCUCCCCUCACCCGGUUGUCUAGGAACCUCCCCUCACCCGGUUGUCUAGGACCUCCUCCUCACCUGGUUGUCUAGGACCUCACCUGGUUGUCUAGGACCUCACCUGGUUGUCUAGGACCUCACCUGGUUGUCUAGGAACUCACCUGGUUGUCUAGGACCUCCCCUCACCUGGUUGUCUAGGACCUCCCCCUCACCUGGUUGUCUAGGACCUCCCCCUCACCUGGUUGUCUAGGAUUUUUCCUCACCUGGUUGUCUAGGACCUCACCUGGUUGUCUAGGACCUCCCCUCACCUGGUUGUCUAGGACUUCAUACUGAAAGUGAAAUAACUAAAACCAGCAGAUGACUGCCCUCCAUGGAAUGAGUUUGGACACCUUCUGAUCUAGUGCCUGUCGACAGAAGCACAGAUCCAGGAACAGUCUCCAUUUCCUCAACCUUAACUAGUGUAGUAUAAGUUAACUAGUAGGGGGGGGGGGGGGUCUGCAUGAAAACUGACCUGAGAUCAGUGUCAAGUUUAAUAAGAUGACCACUUCCUCUCUUUUACAGGUGACAUUCCUUUCCUCCUUAAACAUGUUUCCUUUAAGUGUGUCGCAUUGUAUUUCUUCCCCCCCACUGAUUCAGUAGCAGGAAGGAGUUUUGAGGUGUCACGUUUUAUUCCUCCCCCCCCCCACUGAUUCAGUAGCAGGAAGGAGUUUUGAGGUGUCGCGUUGUAUUCCCCCCCCCCCCCACUGAUUCAGUAGAAGGAAGGCGUUUUGAGGUGUUACGAUAUCAUAGAGCCUUUUAGCCUCGCAGAAUACCAGUCUACUGAAAGCAUUCAUUCUUUACAGAAUACCAGUCUACUGAAAGCAUGAAUUCUUUACAGAAUACCAGUCUACUGAAAGCGUUAAUUCUUUACAGAAUACCAGUCUACUGAAAGCAUUAAUUCUUUACAGAAUACCAGUCUACUGAAAGCAUUAUUUCUUUACAGAAUACCAGUCUACUGAAAGCAUUAAUUCUUUACAGAAUACCAGUCUACUGAAAGCGUUAAUUCUUUACAGAAUACCAGUCUACUGAAAGCAUUAAUUCUUUACAGAAUACCAGUCUACUGAAAGCAUUAAUUCUUUACAGAAUACCAGUCUACUGAAAGCAUUAAUGCAACGUUUGUUAGUUUGUACAUAUACCAGUAAUAGGAUCCAUAUUUACUUAUUUCUCUAUCAUGUCUUUUACAUUUCUAGGAGACGUUGUUGUUUUUAAACUCUAUUUUUUUGUCAGAUGAUCUGUCUGUCUGUGGAAGAUUUAUUGUUAAUAAUUGUAAAGGAUCCAAAAUAAAUGGAGUUUGUAGAGAG
This is a messenger RNA of Oncorhynchus kisutch (coho salmon), 4432 nucleotides long. RefSeq names its product maternal embryonic leucine zipper kinase. Gene Ontology annotation, biological process: intracellular signal transduction; protein phosphorylation. The record is from RefSeq and is a predicted model, not a curated record. The coding region runs from base 137 to 2134 and encodes 665 amino acids. Gene Ontology annotation, molecular function: protein serine/threonine kinase activity; ATP binding. Gene Ontology annotation, cellular component: cytoplasm. Lineage: Eukaryota; Metazoa; Chordata; Actinopteri; Salmoniformes; Salmonidae. The transcript has 19 exons.